CCCUCCGGCACACUCCUUCUCGACACCGACAAGGGCCAUUCUACACAUCAUGGCUUCCGUCCCGAGUGUGCAAUGCUUCGGCAAGAAGAAGACGGCCACCGCUGUCGCCCACUGCAAGCAAGGCAAGGGUCUGAUCAAGGUCAACGGCCAGCCUCUCGGCCUGGUCCAGCCUGAGAUCCUCCGCUUCAAGGUCUACGAGCCUCUCCUGAUCGUCGGCGCUGACAAGUUCGCCGGUGUCGACAUCCGUGUCCGUGUCUCCGGUGGUGGUCACACCUCCCAGAUCUACGCCAUCCGCCAGGCCAUCGCCAAGUCCAUCGUCGCCUACUACCAGAAGUACGUCGAUGAGCACUCCAAGAACCAGCUGAAGCAGGCUUUUGUUCAAUACGACCGCACACUGCUCGUCGCCGACAACCGUCGUACGGAGCCCAAGAAGUUCGGUGGUCGCGGUGCCCGUGCCAGGUACCAGAAAUCCUACCGUUAAACGACCCCGCCAAUCAAAAAGCCACGAAAAAAGCGCAGAAUGGUGUUGUGUUUCUCUCAUGGUGUACUGGGGAGGAGAUCAUGGUGCAAUCCCACUGGGCAAUCGAAGAAGGUUCGAAUUUGGUUGUGGCAGUGGAAUGGGUUACUGGCUCUGUCUCGGAUGGAUUUAGUAUAGGCCAGGAAUCUGAAAUAUUACCCAUUUUUCUUGUUUGUCAUUGAUCUGUCCCUAAACAGAGAUAAGCGUUGCGGAUGUUAUCCUGCGUUGUCUGUUUGGGUCAUCUUUCUAACUGUAUGGUCUGGACCAAAAAAGGAAUGCAAUUUUCGGAUAUACUGUGACCAGGACUGACGCAGGAAAGGCGCAGUUGUCUUGAUGACUUUCUACCCUUACAAGACGCGGAAAUCAAACACCAUUCUGCCUAUGAUCGUUGAUGACCUAAUUCUACAAUUUGCUAGAAAUUAUUGCACUUAAC
Messenger RNA from Aspergillus novofumigatus IBT 16806, 950 nucleotides. Its product is annotated as 40S ribosomal protein uS9. Gene Ontology annotation, biological process: maturation of SSU-rRNA from tricistronic rRNA transcript (SSU-rRNA, 5.8S rRNA, LSU-rRNA); translation. The record is from RefSeq and is a predicted model, not a curated record. Gene Ontology annotation, cellular component: ribosome; cytosolic small ribosomal subunit. Lineage: Eukaryota; Fungi; Ascomycota; Eurotiomycetes; Eurotiales; Aspergillaceae. Gene Ontology annotation, molecular function: RNA binding; structural constituent of ribosome. The coding region runs from base 50 to 481 and encodes 143 amino acids. The transcript is spliced from 4 exons.